This is a messenger RNA of Camelus dromedarius (Arabian camel), 2456 nucleotides long. It is a transcript of the gene IL17REL, whose product is annotated as interleukin 17 receptor E like. Gene Ontology annotation, molecular function: interleukin-17 receptor activity. The transcript is spliced from 16 exons. Lineage: Eukaryota; Metazoa; Chordata; Mammalia; Artiodactyla; Camelidae. The record is from RefSeq and is a predicted model, not a curated record. The coding region runs from base 22 to 1428 and encodes 468 amino acids.
CAGUCACUGUCCGGCGGCCAGAUGCUGGUGGGGCGAGCCCUCGCCUUCCUCGCCCUGACCUGGAGUGCCUACCGGAGCCUGGCUGUCCCCACGAUUGCAGAAUGCAGCCUCUCCUGUUCUGAGGGCUUCACCUGCAGGAGCCGCGUGAACCGAAAUAUUUUCAACAGCUUCUGCCGGCAGCCCCCCACAUCCAUAUCCAGGUCUGUACUGGAGGCCCUGAUGCUCUCCACAGCCAUGAAGUGUCCCCCCCACGAUGACUGCUCCCUGCUUCUGCGCGUGAAUGCCUCCCUCACGCUGCACGAGAGCCUGUGGGGCCUGGAGGCCUGCUCCAUGAGCCUGGACACCCAGGAGGCGCAGUGCCAGAGUGUGCGGGUCCGCAGGGCCUCCCGUCAGCUGCAGGUGGGGCGGCAGCUCCAGGUGCACUUUGACUGCUUUGAGGUGAGCGUGGCCCAGAGCCUCUACGUCACCCUGAGGACUGUCCCCCACUUCUGCGGGGUCCAGCUGGACCAGCAGUACCACGUGGAAGACUGCAGAGACGAGGACGUGGGGAGGAAUAUGCCCGACUGCUUCGCUGGGAAGCUCUCCUACUGGGUGGACCACAGCCGCAAGGUCGUUCGGGUGCAAUUGCCAGAGGCCCCCGGGGGCCCCGACUACUACCUGCGGCUCUGCCUCAAGAGGUUCACCUGCGAGGACGCCGGCGCGGCGGUGCGGGUGACGGCUAGCAGGGUCUCCCGGAGCGUCUCUCUGCCCUACAGCCAAGCGCUACCAUGCCUGUGCCUUGAGGGCUGGUCUGCGACCCCGGACGCGGUGCGGAUCCAGACCUGCCCCUUUGAAGAUGACACAGAGAUACUGUGGGACGCCAUCAGCUACCACCCAGGGAGCCGGGCGCUGACCUGGGAGCCCACCUGUCCAGUGAGUGGCCAUGUGAACCUGUGCUGGCGCCCGGGGCCAGGGGCCCACUGCCUCAAGCUGGAGCACUCAGGCCGGCCUGCACAUGGCAGGGUGCGGUACCCACUAGUGGACCCACAGCCCCAGCUCUGCCUGAAGUUCUCCACAAGCCUGGGCUUCCGGGUGAGGUGCCCUUUCGAGAAGCUGCUCUUCCCAGCCUGGAAGAUGACCACCCAGCCAGCACCCUCUCCCGGCCACCUCCGGAUCGCCUUCUUCUCGCCCAGCCCCGCCCGCUUCCAGGUGUGCCUGUGUCACCAAGGGAAGACUUGGCCUCCUGCCUGCCACCGAGUUCUCCGGGCCAUGCCCCUCCCUCCAGCCUCAGUGAGCCAGGGUGACCCCACAGAAGACCCUACAGUUGCCUUCGUGGACAUUCCCAGGGAUGAUGCCUGUGCACCCAGCACCUGCAUCCAGGGCUGGAGGACUGAUGUCCACUUCUCCGCCCCCCAGCAGCUGUGCAACCUCCAGUGCGCUGCCACCUAGGGGACAGCAGCCUGAGGCCAUGUGUCUCAUCAAGAGGAAGCAAGCGCCGGGCCCGAUUGCUGCGAUGUGGCGGGGGUCAACUCACGUCUGGACACCCCAAGCCUCAGACAGUGAAGCUGGGCCUCAGGGUGUAGGGGUGGUCUCACCUGGCCCCAGACCGUGGGGUGCCUGUACCUGUCAGCUCUCCAGAGGCCUGCAGCUCCACAGGGGCCCUUGGUCAGAUGAAGGACCUCCAGUCCCCCUGAAUCCCCUGAGUGGGGGACAAGAGAAUGGCUGGGUGGGGUGCCCCCUUCCCCAGAUGACCCAGCCCCUGGCCUGCCCUGUCUCGGUGUGGUCUAGGCUCCCUCUGGACAACCAGUGGUCACGGCCAGCAUCCCUGGCCCUGAGGACAAGGGCUCUGGAGUGCAGGGUGUGACCCCACCCUUUGUGUAGUUGACCCAAUCCCAGGGGCCCAGGACCAUCUCCACUUCCUGCCCGGAGCACCCACCCUGCACCAGCCCUCCCAGAGGCCAGACCAUCUCCACUCCCCAGGCCCCUCACCAGGCCAGUCCAGUGAGGGCUGGUUGCCUCCAGUGGCCCCAGGCAGGAGCCACCUGCCAGGACGCGCCAUUCCCAGAUGUGUUGCACUCAUGGAGGGCCACCGUGUGCCGUCUGUGCUCAGGGACCACAGAGGGACUGCUGGUCCUGCAGCAUGACUUCUGUGCCCUGGGCCAGGGGUCACUCAGCAGUUGGCUGGCUUACUCUGCCCUUGUGGGACUCUCCCGCCGGCUCACAAGGACCACCGAGGUGCCCUUCCCAGGUUGCCGUCUGGAGUCCCCGCCACCUGACUGCAGUGUACACAGGAACAGGCACCCAGGCCAGUCAGCGGCAGGUGCACUCCUACCUCUGGGCUCUGGCUUGGCUGUUCCUCCUUCAGCCGCUAUGGGUCUCUGAGCCUUCUCGUCCCUCUAUUAGGGGCUGCUGCCCCCAGCUGACCAGGGGGUGGGCAAAGCCAGCAUGUCCCCUUGCUCAGUAAACACCUGUCCGCC